Messenger RNA from Carassius gibelio (silver crucian carp), 4066 nucleotides. RefSeq lists its product as uncharacterized. Bases 224 to 1702 code for a protein of 492 amino acids. The transcript has 3 exons. The record is from RefSeq and is a predicted model, not a curated record. Lineage: Eukaryota; Metazoa; Chordata; Actinopteri; Cypriniformes; Cyprinidae.
AAACCACAGAUAUGAGCAUAAUGAAGCUGUUUAUUCAUCCUAUCAGGAUGGCAGUAUCUUUAGGGAAAAUGCAUUCCUGUCAGGAGAUGACUUGCGCCUUUUGUUAAGGUUGUAUGUUGAUGAUUUUGAAGUGUGUAACCCACUUGGUACCUCUCGGAGAGCACACAAGCUCUGUGCAGUGUAUUGGACUCUAAGCAAUUUGCCUACAAGUUCUCAUGCAACAAUGUCGUCCAUUUACUUGGCUGUGUUGUGUAAAAGUAAUGACGUGAAAGAAUACGGCUUCAAUAAAAUCCUUGAGCCUCUUCUUGAGGACCUGGCACAUUUAGAAGAAGUUGGCAUUUUUAUUCCUUCAGUUGGUCAUUUUGUGAAGGGUACUGUGCAUGUCGUGAUUGCAGACAACCUUGGGGCCCAUAGCAUAGCUGGUUAUGUUGAGAGUUUUUCUUCUGAGUAUUACUGCAGAUUCUGCACUGGAAAGAGCUCGGAAAUUCAGAUUAAUGAGGUUCGGUCAGGUGGUUUUAGCCUUAGAAAGAGAGAGAGUUAUGAUGCUCACCUGAAAUCUGCACAACAGACUGGCAGCUGUUGUUUUGGUGUUAAAAAAGAAUGUGUAUUCUCCACACGCCUUGCUCAUUUUCAUGUUCUCUCUGGCUAUCCCCCGGAUGUCAUGCAUGAUGUUUUUGAAGGUGUUGUACCAUUUGAGCUUAAACAUUGUUUAUCAAUGCUUUUAUCAAAGAAGUACUUCACCUUUGAAUUUCUCAAUGAACGUAUUGUUAAUUUCCCCUAUAAAUGGACGGAUAAGACAAACAGACCUCAUGCAAUCCCUCGCUCAAUGUUCAGCCAGAAUACUAUUGGAGGCAAUGCUCACGAGAACUGGAACCUGAUAAGGUUGCUUCCAUUUCUUGUAGGACACAUGGUGCCAGAAGAUGAGCCUGCAUGGCUGGUGCUUAUGGAUCUCAAAGACAUUGUUGAGCUUGUGGUAUCACCAGUUCACACUGAUGAGUCAAUUGCAUACCUUGAUGGCAAAAUUUCUGAACACCGACAGAGGUUUCAGGAAGUUUUUCCAGGUGUGAAGUUAAUUCCAAAAGAGCACUUUUUGGAACAUUACCCUGAACUUAUCAAGUCAUAUGGUCCACUUGUGCAUCUGUGGACUAUGCGCUUUGAAGCCAAACACCACUUUUUCAAGCAAGUUGCUCGGGUUACCAAUUGUUUCAAAAAUAUCCCCCUUACACUUGCAGCUAAGCACCAGCUAAUGAUUUCUCACAGUUUGAAAUCGUACCAUCUUGAAAAAUCUGCACUAGAUGUAUCAACUGUAUCAACAGUGCCUCUGACUGUUUUGAGAACAGAAAUAACACAGGUCAUCCAAGACAAGUACCCAGACACUGAAUUCGUCCAGAUCACCACAAGUGUCACCAGUAAAGGCCUCAGUUACAGAAAUGGAAUGAUUGUUGUUUGUCGCUCUUUAGACGGGCUCCCUGAAUUUGCAGAGAUUAUUCAGAUGUGUAUAGUGCAGAAGGGACUGUGUUUUGUACUUAAAGGUCUGUGUGGUUGGUAUAGGGAGCAUUUUAGGGCCUUUGAACUGACCUCUUCUCCAUCAAGGGAGAUUUUCUUUCUUGAACUAAGUGAAUUAGCUGAUGGAUAUCCAUUGGCUGACUACAAGGUAGGAGGUCUUCGUUUGGUGUCACUGAAAAGACAAAUUCAUUCAUAACAGGUGCCAUUUAAAUAUUUCUUGUUUAACUGUAUGAAUGAAGCUUAUGUACCUACAGUGCAAACAAUACAGUUCUUUUUUUUUUUCUCAUCAACAGGAUUGUAAAAAUGACCUCCACCAUCAUCCUGCGUGUAAUUCUGGGAGAGAACAGUGCACAGAAAGUGACACUUCAGAAUGGAGUCCUUUGUUCUUUGGCAGAGUUAAUGAAUGAGAUACAGACACAGUGUAAUUUAAUGGGAGAAUUCAGACUUCAAAUCAUGGACCCUGACUUACAAGAUUUUGUGAACCUGACUUCCACAACUGAUGUUCAGAACAAAAGCACCCUUAAGGUCAUCAAACUCUGUGACUCUUUAGCAGUAUCUCCAUCUCCCUCAUCAUGUGACACAGACAUUCUGUCUUCAAGAUCAUCCUCUGAAGUAUCACAUUCUUCAUCCCUUGACCCCCAAGAGUUGACUUUGAAUACAAGGUCUUCUUGGCCAACCUGUUUUGUUGUGCCCCGUUUCUCCUAUGAUGCAGAAAUUAAGCUGGAACAAGGCAAUUCAGAAUACCAAAAAAAUGGCAUUCUGCUGAAUCCAGACCCAAAGCUGAAAUCAGACAUUUUGUAUGGACUUGCUGAAGAAAUAGUAAAAUUCAAAGUGUACCUUUCUGAUGCUGAAUUCAGUGAAGUGGCUGAAGCUCUUAUAAAACGGCAUCCUUGCCUUAAGGAACAAGGAUCCUUAACAGGCUGCAGUGGCUGGAAAAGAAGCCUUAAAUAUAAAAUGUCAAAUUACAGAACCAAGCUGCGAAAUCUUGGUUGUGGUGAAGUGACUGUAAAUGCCAUGAAGCACAAACCUAUGGGUGUAAGCAAUCCAGCUUUUGGGGUCAAGAAGCCACGCAAGGCUGAAGUUAACUUUUGUCCCUCAUUUCUUCCUGGUGAAACUCCUGACAGCAUGGAGCAAAUAAGAGUCUCCCUUCUUUCUGAGGUUAAGAAGAAGAACAACGAGCAAACUCUGAGAAGAUUAAUGGACCUAUCAUUUGCAUUGAGAAGACAAGAGGUUGUCAAAGAAUCUCCACUUAUUGUUGACUUUAUGGGCAGAUGGCCAGCUUUGUUCCAAGAAAAUGAGGUAAUUCACCCUAAUGUCUAAGUGGGAUUUUACAUAAAAUUAAAUGUAUUAAAAUGCCAGUAAGUCAAAUAAAAUAAUUUUACCAUAUGAAAACACAUAGGCUAGCUAGCUUUUUUGGGCAUACAUUAAAGUUGUGGUGUUUAUCUUUGUGUUUUAGGUUUGUGCUGAAUUUGCACGGGUAACAACUGUCGCCUUAAUUUCAAAAUUCUUCUCAAAGCUGGAUGAACACACUCCAAGUCUUCUGAGGAUAUUUGCCAAGAGAGGUGGAGCUCAGGGACGAAGGAUAAGAAAACUUCUUGUGCCACUUACAAAGUGUGCCUGCAUUAAUGUUAAGAGGGAGUGUGUCCUCAAAGCCCUGUUUGUCUACCUAAAUGAGGAUCCUGACAAUCUCAUCAAGGAGUACAUGGAUGUCGACUUUUCCAACGCUGAAACUGCAUUCAAAGAGAUGGUGAUGGGCGUUUUUGUCAUCAGAUGUGAUGGAGGUGAAGGAUGUGAAGGAUGUGAAGAUGAACCUGCGGACGUUGGAGUAGUUCUUGAAGGAGUUACAGCACUAGAAGGGCUUGGUAAUGUAACUAAUGGUGUUGCAUUGCUGAUUGGGCUAAUAUAUGCCCUAAAUCUAAGUUAUCCGAAGGAGCUUCGAUACACCUUUGAACUCCUGCAAAAAGUGUUCCUGGAGCUUGAUGGACACAAACUCUCCACCAAAGUUCAAGCGCUCAAGACCAAGCUUUUUACACCCUGAAUCUAUAACUAAUUGUUUUUGUGUCAAAUACUCAAAGCAAGUUCAUGUUUCAUGUUCACACAUUUUAAUGCCUUUAUUGAGUUUUGCCUUUUUUUAUGUUUUUGUACAUAAGGGCAUAUGUAAAGAGGAAUAGUUUCCUAAAAAUUCAAAAUUCAAAAAUUUCCUAAAAAAAAGUCAGAAGGUCAAGGAAAACCAUCAGGGGUUUAGGGGUUUCAACGACACAGGGGUUAGUUAAUGUUGACAAUUUAAUUUUUUUUUUUUUCUUUUAAACAAUUUUUGUUUAACUGAUGGUUUUAAUGGCUUCUGAGUGUUCUUGAAGGAAAGACGUUUUAAUGAAAAUGUAUUUUAAAUAGUUUUCAAAGAUGUUCUACAUAGCACAUGUAUUUGUUUGUCCUUCACAAAAAUUAUGCAGGCACAUUUUGGAAUUAGAAUAGAAUUACAGACAGCUUGAUGCAGAUGCAGAUUUUUUAUUUUUUUGUGAAGUGCAUUAAAAGCAAACACACUUUGCUAAUUUUUUUUUUA